This is a messenger RNA of Closterium sp. NIES-65, 1314 nucleotides long. The record is from the annotation of a GenBank genome assembly. Lineage: Eukaryota; Viridiplantae; Streptophyta; Zygnematophyceae; Desmidiales; Closteriaceae.
AUGCGAGACCUGGUUACCAGCUGCGCCUCUGGUUACCUCAAUGCCACGCCGCUGCUAGACCUGAACUAUGUGGAGGACAGUGGGGGCGGCCCAGACGUCACAGUGGGCUACUUGCCGUCAUUCGAUAAGAUCUCACUGCUGCAGGUGGGGCUGCUUGCAUCACACUCAUGGUUGCAUGAGUCACAAUUGGUAGGCACUCACGGGUGCAAGACCAAGGAGUUUUUAGACGUCUCAAAACGCUCUCCACGCCCUCCUCACACUCUCCUCGCCCUCCUCACACCCUCCACGCCCUCCUCACUCUCUAAUCGCCCUACUCACUCUCCCCUCGCCCUCCUCACUCUCUACUCGCCCUACUCACUCUCUCCUCCCCCGCCUCACUCUCUCCACGCCCUCCUCACUCUCUCCUCGCCCUCCUCACUCUCUCCUCGCCCUCCUCACUCUCCCCUCGCCCUCCUCACUCUCUCCACGCCCUCCUCACUCUUCCCUCGCCCUCCUCACACUCUCCUCGCCCUCCUCACUCUCUCCUCGCCCUCCUCACUCUCUCCACGCCCUCCUCACUCUCUCCACGCCCUCCUCACUCUCUCCUCGCCCUCCUCACUCUCUCCUCGCCCCUCCUCACUCUCUCCUCGCCCUCCUCACUCUCUCCUCGCCCUCCUCACUCUCUGCUUGCCCUCCUCACUCUCUUCUCGCCCUCCUCACUCUCUGCUCGCCCUCCUCACUCUCUUCUCGCCCUCCUCACUCUCUGCUCGCCCUCCUCACUCUCUCCUCGCCCUCCUCACUCUCUGCUCGCCCUCCUCACUCUCUUCUCGCCCUCCUCACUCUCUGCUCGCCCUCCUCACUCUCUUCUCGCCCUCCUCACUCUCUACUCGCACUCCUCGCUCUCUGCUAGCAAUGGACACGUUUGAAGAGGUGGUGACGCUGCCUGCUGCAUGCACGCUCCUGUCGCCCGUGACUCGCUGCUUUGAGCUCUGCAGCAGCCAUGACUCUUUGUGUCUGCCCUGCCACCAAUGCCCCGCGCUGCCACAGAUGAAUGCGAUGCUACCAACGAACACAGUGGAGGAGUUGGUGAAGCAUAACCUUGCUUCUAUCUUCUCUCAUGCCCCGCUGCAUCUGCCACGUGUGCCACAGAUGGACGCCAAGCUCCCAAUGGACACGUUUGAGGAGGUGAUGGACGCCAAGCUCCCAAUGGACACAUUUGAGGAGGUGGUGAAGCUGGCAGUCACGGGAUGCAAGGCCAUCGCGCACCGCAUGAGACAGGUGAGGUUUCGAGGCAAAGAGGAUGUUGUUCGGAGAGUGGAGAGGACGAGGGAGUAA